GUCGUGUCCAUGACAGCGCACUUGAGCACUCCACACCACGGCGGCGAGCUGAGUGCGCGCACUUCAAGUGUUAAAAAGUGUUAGUGAAAAUGCAGCUGUGCGGUGUCGCCACUUGUGUACUCAUAACGAUAAUAGUGACCGCUACAUGCGUGCAGGGAAAAAACCAGAAUCGAGGCCUCUUAGAUCGAAAAUCAGACAAACGGAUCAACAAACGUGAGGCGACAUUGCUAAUAGACGAUUUCCACGUAGAACCUGUAUAUACCCACAAACCCAAAAUAAUCUAUAGAAGGGUAUCGAGGAUUGUUCCACCAAAACAAACUAGUAAAUAUGGACACCAAAGAUCAAAAUAUGGACCGUAUAAAUUUAGAAAGCCAGCUAAGAAAUAUAGAAAACAUGUAAGUGCAAAAUAUGGGCCCUCGAGUCACAAACCUCGCUUACCUAAACCAAGGUAUACACCUAAACGACCGAAUACUAAACCAAAAUACGGUGUCCCAAAGAAAGUUCAACAUUACACUCCUUACGCACCUGAACCAGCUGGCUUCGGAGAACCACCAACAGGGUAUGCUAAUGAAUAUCCACCACAGAAACAAAGUUAUGGAGAACCACCAGUGGAUUCGUAUGGUGCCCCACUAAAAACUAGUAUAAUUGAUCCCUAUCCAACACAACAAAUUUAUUCUGAAAACCCAACACAUAACAACCAUUAUGAAGAGCAAAACCAGAACUUUGGUCCCGAGUAUUUAUCAUGGCAAAGCUUCCAACGUGAGAAAAACAUUGAUAAUCAAUAUGCGUAUUCACAGAAGCGACCUAUAUAUGCUAGGCCAGAUGUGUUAGAAAGGCCAAAUAUUGAUGAAGCAGAAGAUCCUGAAUUGAUAACUUAUUCAGAUAUAUUCGCUCAUAAUGAAAAGGCUAAAGAACCGUACUACUUACAUAGUAAAAAGAAGAAUCCACAGUAUUUACCCGAUAAUGGAAGAGUGGUAAAAAAUAGAUGGAACACACCCAAAUUAAGGCCGGAAACAGAUGACGAAAUAUUAGUUGGAGGGCAAUAUGCCGAGCCUCCUGCAAGAUAUAUCCCUAAAUUUCAACCCAGUGCUCCUAUGUUCAAUAAUGAUGAAGAUUUCGCUCCCCAACAAAGUUAUGUGGAAUCAGACAUUGCUGCGUCUGCAACUAUAUCGCCUUAUGUUAAUUAUAAAAAUAGCAAUAUGGCAUUUAGUCCACAAAAUCUAAAUGAUGCAUUCAGUAUAGUUGAAAAGAAAAAAUAACUCUGUGAGGUUAUUUAAUAAAUUAAUCAAUUUGUAAUAAUUAUAAGUCUUAGUAUUGUGGAAAAUUAAUAAUUUCAAUGUGUACAAAAUCAACUCGUUGAAUAACUUUCUCCACCAAUUAUCGAUUAUUUGUUAUUUAUAUGUGAAUAAAGACUGCGUCGUGCAAUAAUCUUGUCUUAGGCACUGC
Achroia grisella is the source of this 1446-nucleotide messenger RNA. RefSeq lists its product as uncharacterized. The record is from RefSeq and is a predicted model, not a curated record. Lineage: Eukaryota; Metazoa; Arthropoda; Insecta; Lepidoptera; Pyralidae. Bases 90 to 1259 code for a protein of 389 amino acids. The transcript has 2 exons.